GCGGCGGGCGAUGCGGCUGCCCGGGCGGGAUGCGAUCGGCCGCGGCUCGGCGGGGGAGGCCGCGCUGCUGAGCCGGAGGAGGCGGCGGGCGCUGCUCUAAACUUGGAUCAAGUUGGGGAAAACGGGCGGCCCCGCGCUCCCCCGAGGGGGGAGUCGCUUGCUUUUGCUUUUGCUUUUUUAUUUUUGUGGUGUUUUUUUCAGGAUUUGGGUGUUUUUUGGGUUUUUUUUUUGGUUGUUUUGGAAGGACGAGGAAAAGGGGCAAGUCCCCGAGAGCCGCGGCGCACCAUGUGUCUGUAAAAACAAUAGCGCAAAAGUUACCGGACCUUCUUUUUUAUUUUUUUUUUAAAUGUUUUUUCCUUGGUUUUAAAUUUUUUUAAAAUUUUUAAUCUAAUUUAUAUUUUAUUUUUUUUUUGGUGGCUGGGCCCUUCCCCAAAUCCCAACAAAGCCAGGUGUAGUGUGCCUGUAAAGCUGUGGAAUAACCCGGAGCAGGACUGACACUUUCCCUACUUUUUGGUGGUUUUGGAGGGUCACACACGUGUGAGACAAUAAAGCACUUUGGCAGAAGAUUCCUCUCUUUUUAUUUUGAUUAUUUUGAUUUUUUUUUAAACCCCCCUUGGAAUAUUGUGAACAUAUUUGUGGCCAUUUAAGGUUUGUGUGAUUUUGCUAAAAAUGCAUCACCAACAGCGAAUGGCUGCCUUAGGGACGGACAAAGAACUCAGUGAUUUACUGGAUUUCAGCGCGAUGUUUUCACCUCCUGUGAGCAGCGGGAAGAACGGACCAACUUCCCUGGCGAGUGGACACUUCACUGGCUCCAGUGUGGAGGAGAGGAGCAGCUCAGGGUCCUGGGGGAACGCGGGACAUCCCAGCCCAUCCCGGAAUUUCGGGGAUGGGAGCCACUACGAGCACGUGGCCGGCCGAGAGCUCGGCUCCCACGACAACCUCUCCCCUCCCUUCGUCAAUUCCAGGAUACAAAGUAAAUCGGAGCGAGGCUCCUUCUCCUCCUACGGCCGCGAUUCCAAUCUCCAGGGCUGCCACCAGCAGAGCCUGCUGGCCGGGGAGAUGGAUCUGGGCACGGCCGGGGCGCUGUCCCCCAGCAAAGCCGGAUCCCAGUUCUACCAGUACGGAGCCAGCGCCCGCCGGAGACCGCUGCACGCCUCCUCCGUGGAAGUUCAGACAAAGAAAGUCCGGAAGGUUCCUCCGGGUUUGCCGUCCUCCGUUUACGCUCCGUCCGCCAGCACCGCCGAUUAUAACCGGGAUUCUCCGGGAUAUCCGUCCUCCAAACCGGCAUCCAGCACUUUUCCCAGCUCCUUCUUCAUGCAAGAUGGGCACCACGGCAGCGACCCCUGGAGCUCUUCCAGCGGGAUGAGCCAAGGCGGAUACGGCGGAAUGUUGGGAAACUCUUCCCACAUUUCCCAGUCCGGCAGCUACUGCAGCCUGCACCCCCACGAGCGCCUGAGCUACCCCUCGCACUCCUCGGCCGAGCUGGGCUCUGCUCUGCCCCCGAUGUCGUCGUUCCACCGCGGCUCCGGAAACUUCGGAGCCUCCUCCUGCACCCCCCCGGCCAACGGCUCCGAGCCCGGCAUGGCCAAUCGAGGCAGCGGAGCCGCCGGAAGUUCUCAGACCGGAGACGCGCUGGGAAAAGCUCUCGCCUCCAUUUAUUCUCCAGAGCACACCAACACCAGCUUUUCAUCCAAUCCUUCGACUCCGGUCGCGUCUCCCCCUUCUCUGGCAGGAGCGGCCGUUUGGUCGAGGAAUGGAGCUCCUUCGGCUUCAUCGCCCAAUUAUGAGGGGCCCUUGCACUCCUUGCAGAGCCGGAUCGAGGAUCGCCUGGAGCGCCUGGACGACGCCAUCCACGUCCUCCGGAAUCACGCGGUGGGAGCCGCGCCCGGAAUGGCCGGAGCGCACGGAGACGUCCACGGAAUCAUCGGAGCCGCACACAACGGAGCCAUGGCCGGGCUUGCCUCCGGAUACGGAGGAGGAUUGCUGGGAAGCCGGCACGCGCUGAUGGUCGGAGCUCACCGGGAGGACGGCGUCGGCCUCCGCGGGAGCCACUCGCUGGUGCCCGGCCAGGUGCCGGUGCCGACGCUUCCGGUGCAAUCGGCGACGUCCCCGGAGCUGACCCCAGCCCAGGAUCCCUACCGGGGAAUUCCCACGGCUCUCCAAGGUCAGAGCGUCUCCUCCGGCAGCUCUGAGAUCAAAUCCGACGACGAAGCCGACGAGAACCUGCAGGAUCCGAAGGUUUCCGAGGAGAAGAAGCUGGAAGAGGAUAAGAAGGAGAUCAAAUCCAUAACUAGGUCAAGAUCUAGCAAUAACGAUGAUGAAGAUCUGACCCCGGAGCAGAAGGCGGAGCGGGAGAAGGAACGGCGCAUGGCCAACAACGCGCGGGAGCGGCUGCGCGUGCGCGACAUCAACGAGGCCUUCAAGGAGCUGGGCAGGAUGGUGCAGCUCCACCUCAAGAGCGACAAACCCCAGACCAAGCUCCUCAUCCUCCACCAGGCCGUGGCCGUCAUCCUCAGCCUGGAGCAGCAGGUCCGAGAACGGAACCUGAAUCCGAAGGCGGCGUGCCUGAAGCGGCGGGAAGAGGAGAAGGUGUCCUCAGAGCCUCCCCCGCUGUCGCUGGCGGGACCCCACGGUGGGAUGGGCGACGCCUCCAAUCACAUGGGACAGAUGUGACCAGAUCCGAGGCGCCGGAAUGAAAUCUCCAUCCCGCUCCUUCCGUAUUUUCCCGAUCCCACAAAAACCCCUUUUGUUUUUUGUAAGAUACCGACAAGUCUGAGUAAUUCCGCAAUCCCAGACGCGUGAGAUUCCAGCAUUCCUGAGGAAAAAUCCCGGAAAAAAAAAAGCGCCGGAAAAAAAGUGAAACGAAACAAAAAAACUUUGGAAAUUCCGAGCGGAGAGACUGGACCGGCAAAUUUUUUUUUUUCCGCACUGUGGGACGACUUUGUGCCUAAAAAAUUCCUGAAUUUUGGGGUUUUUGGAACAAAAAGAAAAAAGGAAAAAAAUCCUUAAAAAAAAAAAAAUUCCAUUAAAAAAAUUCCUUAAAAAAAAUUCCUUAAAAAAAAAUUCCUUAAAAAAAUCCUACAAAAAAAAUUCCAUAAAAAAAAUUCCAUAAAAAAAAUCCUACAAAAAAAAAUUCCAUAAAAAAAUUCCAUUAAAAAAAUUCUACAAAAAAAAAUUCUACAAAAAAAAAAUUCUGCAAAAAAAAAAUUUUAAAAAAGGAAAAAAAUUCCUUUAAAAAAAUUAAAAAAUUAAAAAAAAAAAAAAUUCCCGGAUUUCUAAAAGCUGAGGAAAACAAAAAAAAAAAUAAAAAUAUUUAAUUUCAACUUGCAAUAAUGAUCAAAUAAUUAAAAAUAAAAAUACUUCCGAAAAAAAGAGGAAAAAAAAAUUAAAAAUCAAGAAAAGAACGACGGGAAAAAAAAAUACAAAAUUCCCGGAAAUAUUCCCGGAAAUAUUCCCGGAAACCAGCGGAGAACGGAUGGGAAGAAAGGAAAAAAAAAAAAUUCCGAUGUCGUUUUUAGCCAUUCCAUAGGGUAGGAAAAAAAAUAAAAAUAAAAAAAAAAUUA
This is a messenger RNA of Poecile atricapillus (Black-capped chickadee), 3563 nucleotides long. RefSeq names its product transcription factor 4. NCBI's taxonomy places the organism in Eukaryota, Metazoa, Chordata, Aves, Passeriformes, Paridae. Gene Ontology annotation, molecular function: DNA-binding transcription factor activity, RNA polymerase II-specific; protein dimerization activity; RNA polymerase II cis-regulatory region sequence-specific DNA binding. The coding region runs from base 670 to 2673 and encodes 667 amino acids. The record is from RefSeq and is a predicted model, not a curated record. Gene Ontology annotation, cellular component: transcription regulator complex. The transcript has 20 exons. Gene Ontology annotation, biological process: regulation of transcription by RNA polymerase II.